GUCAAUGUCUUACCACCAUUAAUUAUUUACACUCGCAAUGUUUACACAAAUUACAUAUAAAUAUUUACAUUCCUGAAGAAAAAUGACAUGAAGUUAUAGUUAAUUGAAUUGAAACGAAUUUAAAGCAGCUAUAAAUUUAAGAAGUGAUGAAAAUGUGGAUAUCCAAUAUCUACGCUUUCGAUUCGAUUCGAUAUUUUCAAACUUAGAGAUGCUCCAAUUAACUAGAGGUACAUUGAUCAAAGCAGAAACCCAGUGAAGCAUUAAACCGUAUAUUGCGAUGGCUGAGUUACACUUGGAUAUUCAGUUAUCAUUGGAACUCAGAAUGGCAGAGUUCAAAUCUGACCCAGAAAAAAUGAAGGAAGUUAAUGAAUUUUUGGAUGAAUUAUUUAAAAAAGCAGUGAAGGAAACUGAGCAAAGAAAAGGAGUGGAACAGAUGACCAAACCAGAAACCUCUGGAUUACAUAAUGGAACAAAAAAAAUAGGUGCUUGGUCUAGUAGAGCUAGAACAUCAGCAAGAUCAUUUGCAUCAAGAUUGAUUACUACAAUUUGCAACUGUACAAACUCAGUUCGUAAUGUAGUGAUCAAUAAGAACUAAAUUUUCACUACCGAAUUUUGUUUCAGUCUCCAAUGAAUCAAAAGUGGAAACACAAAUAUCAUAGCAUAAUUUUAAUGAUCUGUUAAAACUUAUUAAUAUUUUACUGAUGUUAUCUAAGUUUAAGUUGUUUUGUUUUUUCUUGUAAGAAUAUUAUCAUAAAAGCUUUAUGUUUUUAUUUUGAUUUUAUUCACUGAAAAAUUUGUUUGCGCCUCUAUCAACAAAUUCUAUUUCAGUACUGAUUUUUUUUUCAUUUGUUAUGGUGUUAUAACGUAGUUUAAAACUCUGUAAUCUUUGGUGUGGGAUAAGUGGCGACUGAAAAAUUGCUUCAACUUCAUAAUGUUGAAAGGAUGCAAAAUAAGAUUCUCAAAUGAUGAAAUUAAUAAAUAUUGAAAUACAUUCCAUUUUAAAGGAUAUUUGGUAAAACCAAUAUAUUUUUCAUAUACAUUUUCAUUGAGAUUUAUAAUGAUAAUACAAUCAAUAUAUUGCAUACUUCACAAUAUUAACUUCCCUUUUAGUAGAAAAAAGUUGGAUAUAAGGAAGGACUUUCUGGAAAAUUUACUUCAUAUACCUAUCUGAAGAAAAUGUAGAAGGCACUGACUAGUGUCUGUUGAUAGAAGUCUUCCUUAAGUUAUUUCAGCUUUUAGUAUUCAUCACAUAUCAGUUCUCAUAGCCAUAAUCUUAGAAUUGAAAAACUCAAAUUUUCAGUAAAGCAGAAUACUUCAUGCAAUUCAUAAUCAAAAUUCCAAAAAUAAAAAUCUCCCAAUGAAAUGGAUGUCAAGAUAGAUGAUGCUAAAUCUAUAUUAAGCAUCUUAAUGUGAUCAAAAUAACUUGAUGUGAAUAACUGUAAUAUUGAUGUACUUUCCUGCUGUCAAACAAAUUCUAGUAGGUCUCUCAACCUCCAUGAUGUUCACCAUAUAUUUUCAAGCAAUAAACUUCACAUUGAAGGACUUAAGGGGCAUUUGAAAAGUUUGCAUAGAUUGCUCUUCACCUUCAACAAUUUCAUGAACUGCCUUAUGGAUUCAUACUUUCCUAAAUGAACUACUUAUAACAGAGUCAGUCCUGACAAUCACUUGAAAUGAAUGUUUAGCGAAACUCCUAUUUGGUGUGGAACACAGUAUUAGUAUGAGUAAUGUUAAAAUAUUAUUGUGAAAUAUCAAUAAAAGGUGUGAUUAACA
Coccinella septempunctata (seven-spotted ladybird) is the source of this 1770-nucleotide messenger RNA. RefSeq lists its product as uncharacterized. Lineage: Eukaryota; Metazoa; Arthropoda; Insecta; Coleoptera; Coccinellidae. The record is from RefSeq and is a predicted model, not a curated record. Bases 278 to 595 code for a protein of 105 amino acids. The transcript is spliced from 3 exons.